GCGGCGCAGCCCGGGCUCCGCGGCGUCGAGCCGGCCGGCGGAGGACGAGAGGCCAUGGACUGAGGAGCAUCAUGGGCGCCAAGGAGUCCCGCAUCGGUUUCCUCAGCUACGACGAGGCCCUGCGAAGGGUUACAGACAUAGAGCUAAAGCGGCUGAAAGAUGCUUUCAAGAGAACUUGUGGACUCUCCUAUUACAUGACUCAACAGUGCUUCAUCAGGGAAGUUCUUGGUGAUGGAGUCCCUCCAAAAGUUGCUGAGGUUAUCUACUGUUCAUUUGGAGGAAUAUCCAAAGGGCUGCACUUCAAUAAUCUGAUAGUUGGAUUAGUUCUACUUACAAGAGGAAGAGAGGAAGAGAAAGCAAAAUACAUUUUCAGUCUCUUCUCUAAUGAAUCUGGGAGCUAUGUUGUCCGUGAAGAGAUGGAGAAGAUGCUGCAUGUGGUUGAUGGGAAAGUCCCAGAGUCACUCAAGAAAUGUUUCUCUGAGAGUGAAAAGGUGAACUAUGAGAAGUUCAGGGUUUGGCUGUUGCACAACAAAGAUGCUUUCACAUUUUCCCGUUGGCUGCUGUCUGGAGGUGUGUAUGUGACACUCACUGAUGACAGUGACACUCCUACCUUCUACCAGACCCUGGCAGGAGUCACACACUUGGAAGAAUCUGACAUCAUCGAUCUGGAGAAACGCUACUGGCUGCUAAAAGCUCAAUCAAGAACUGGACGUUUUGAUUUAGAAACAUUUGCCCCCUUAGUUUCCCCUCCUAUUCAUCCAUCUCUGAGUGAAGGUUUGUUUAAUGCUUUUGAUGAAAACCGAGACAAUCACAUAGAUUUUAAAGAAAUUUCCUGUGGGCUCUCAGCAUGUUGCAGGGGACCCUUGGCAGAAAGACAGAAGUUUUGCUUCAAGGUUUUUGACAUCGACCGGGAUGGAGUCCUGUCCCGCACCGAGCUGAGAGACAUGGUGGUGGCGCUCCUAGAGGUCUGGAAAGAUAAUCGGACUGAUAAAAUACCUGAAUUGGGCAUGGAUUUGUCUGAAAUUGUAGAAGAUAUUUUGCAUAUGCAUGAUACCACAAAGCUUGGUCACCUCACUCUGGAGGACUACCAGAUAUGGAGUGUGAAGAGUGCACUUGCCAAUGAGUUUUUAAAUCUACUGUUCCAGGUGUGUCAUAUAGUUUUGGGGCUACGACCUGCCACUCCAGAAGAGGAAGGCCAGAUUAUUAGAGGCUGGCUAGAAAGAGAAAGCAGGUAUGGCCUUCAACCAGGGCACAACUGGUUCCUGAUUGCAAUGCCAUGGUGGCACCAGUGGAAAGAGUAUGUCAAAUAUGAUGCAAACCCUGUUGUGAUAGAGCCUUCAUCUGUCUUGAAUGGAGGUAAGAAUUCACUGAUAGCUGCUGCAGCUUCAGAACAGGGAGAAGACAAAAUGGGAGGUCUUAAUUACUUCAGUGCAUCAGAAGAAAAGUUUUCAGAUAAUAUUUCUACUGCAUCAGAAGCCUCAGAGACCACUAGCAGCAAUGCUCUUUACCCUGGCACACCAGGGACUGAUGUCUCUUUUGCUAGGCAGCAUAAUACUUCAGACAACAAUAACCAGUGUUUCCUUGGAACCAAUGGGAAUAAUUUGCUGCAGCUUAAUCCUCAGAAACCAGGAGCUAUUGAUAACCAACCCCUAGUAACACAAGAACCAGUGAAGGCUGCGUCGUUAACAAUGGAGGGUGGAAGAUUAAAGAGAUCUCCACAACUGAUAGAAGGAAAGGACUAUGUAAUGGUACCUGAACCAGUCUGGAGAGCACUAUACCAUUGGUAUGGAGCAAAUCUGUCCUUGCCCAGGCCGGUGAUCAAAAACAGCAAAACAAACGUGCCUGAACUGGAGCUAUUUCCUCGCUACCUGCUCUUCCUGAGGCAGCAGCCUGCCACUCGAACACAGCAGUCCAACAUCUGGGUGAAUAUGGGUAUGAUGAGCCUGAGAAUGUUUCCUCAGCAUUUGCCUAGAGGCAAUGUGCCCUCCCCAAACGCUCCCCUGAAGAGAGUGCUGGCGUACACAGGCUGCUUCAGCCGCAUGCAGACCAUCAAAGAGAUCCACGAGUACCUGUCCCAGAGGCUGCGCAUCAAAGAGGAGGACAUGCGCCUCUGGCUGUACAACAGCGAGAACUAUCUUACUUUGCUAGAUGAUGAAGAUCACAGACUGGAGUAUCUUAAAAUCCAGGAUGAGCAGCAUUUAGUAAUAGAAGUGCGAAACAAAGACAUGAGCUGGCCAGAGGAGAUGUCCUUUAUAGCAAACAGCAGUAAAAUUGACAGGCAUAAAGUUCCUACUGAAAAGGGUGCUACUGGCCUCAGCAACCUGGGUAACACCUGCUUCAUGAACUCCAGCAUCCAGUGUGUCAGUAACACCCAGCCCCUCACACGCUACUUCAUCUCAGGAAGACACCUUUAUGAGCUCAACAGGACAAAUCCAAUAGGAAUGAAAGGACACAUGGCCAAGUGCUACGGGGAUUUGGUUCAGGAGUUGUGGAGUGGGACUCAGAAGAACAUUGCACCGCUGAAGCUGCGGUGGACAAUAGCAAAAUAUGCUCCAAGAUUUAAUGGCUUCCAACAGCAAGACUCACAGGAGCUUCUGGCUUUUCUUUUGGAUGGCCUUCAUGAGGACUUGAACAGAGUUCAUGAUAAGCCAUAUGUUGAGCUGAAAGACAGUGACGGUCGACCAGACUGGGAAGUAGCAGCAGAGGCCUGGGAGAACCAUCUGAGAAGAAACAGAUCCAUUGUUGUAGAUUUAUUUCAUGGGCAGCUGAAGUCACAAGUGAAAUGUAAAACUUGUGGACAUAUAAGUGUUAGAUUUGACCCUUUUAAUUUUUUAUCCUUGCCCUUGCCAAUGGAUAGCUACAUGCACCUCGAAAUCACAGUAAUCAAACUAGAUGGUACCACUCCUGUUCGGUACGGCCUGAGGCUGAACAUGGAUGAAAAGUACACAGGCCUGAAAAAACAGUUAAGUGAGCUCUGUGGGCUAAAACCAGAACAGAUUCUACUUGCAGAGGUGCACAGCUCCAACAUCAAGAACUUCCCUCAGGACAACCAGAAAGUUCGGUUAUCAGUGAGUGGAUUUUUGUGCGCAUUUGAGAUACCCAUUCCAGGAUCUCCUACAUCAGCAUCGAGUCCUGUGCAGACAGAUGUCUCAACUGGGCCAUCAGCUAACGGAACACCCAACGUAAUGAUGAAUGGGGAUCUUCCUAAGCCAAGCCUAAUUCCAAACGGGAUGCCAAACACUGUAGUGCCAUGCGGGACCGAGCGGAACCACAGCAGCUGGACUCCCAACGGCCACCUGCCCUCGCUCUCCGACAGCCCCUGCACAGGCUACAUCAUUGCAGUCCACAGGAAAAUGAUGCGGACGGAGUUGUACUUCCUUUCAUCUCAGAAGAAUCGUCCCAGCCUCUUUGGCAUGCCACUCAUCGUUCCUUGCACAGUCCAUACACGCAAGAAGGACCUGUAUGAUGCAGUGUGGAUUCAGGUUUCCAGGCUGGCCAGCCCUCUCCCACCUCAGGAAGCUAGUAACCAUGCACAGGACUGUGAUGAUUCCAUGGGGUAUCAGUAUCCAUUCACCCUGAGGGUAGUUCAGAAAGAUGGAAAUUCCUGUGCUUGGUGUCCAUGGUACAGAUUUUGCCGUGGCUGUAAAAUUGAGUGCACGGAGGACAGAGCUUGUGUUGGGAAUGCCUACAUUGCUGUAGACUGGGACCCAACAGCACUGCACCUGCGCUACCAGACCUCCCAGGAACGGAUUGUAGAAGAACAUGAAAGUGUUGAGCAAAGCCGCCGAGCUCAGGCCGAGCCCAUCAAUCUGGACAGCUGUCUGAGAGCCUUCACCAGUGAGGAAGAACUGGGGGAGGAUGAGAUGUACUACUGUUCCAAGUGCAAGACCCACUGUUUGGCCACCAAAAAACUGGAUCUUUGGAGACUUCCCCCUAUUUUGAUCAUUCACCUGAAAAGAUUUCAAUUUGUAAAUGGUCGCUGGAUAAAAUCCCAAAAAAUUGUUAAAUUUCCCAGAGAAAAUUUUGACCCAAGUGCCUUUUUGGUACAAAGGGAUCCAAAUCACUUCCAGAGAAAGCAGAUGACCUUCCAGGUCGACAGCCUUCCUGAACCACGGACUCUCCAAGGGGAGCCUAGGAAAAUAGAUCUGCAUAUCACUUACACAGCAGGAGAAGGAGAUUCACUGAACAGGAGUUCCUCCUCCCUUAACACUACUGUCUUGAAUAACAUCAAAGCAUCUCCAUCUCUGGGGAGGAAAAGUGGAACCAGCUGUCCUUCAAGUAAAAACAGUAGCCCAAACAGUAGCCCAAGGACUUUAGGAAGAGGCAAAGGGCGUCUGCGGCUACCCCAGCUGGGUAAAAACAAACUGUCGAGUAGCAAAGAAAACCUGGACGCAAGCAAGGAGAACGGUACUGACCAGGAGCAGAGGCUGACUGCUGACCAAGGGGAUGCUCUUGGCAGAGGGCAGGUUUUGGGUGGCAGCCAGGGUGAACUCUACACUGCUCAGGACAAUGAGGUGACUCUAGCCAACGGAUGCAUCUGUGAGCAGAGUGCCUACAGCAAUGGCAGCAUCAACGGUCAGGUGGACAACCAGAGCGAGGACGAUACUGCGGAUGACCAAAGAGAUGAAGUCUGUGUGAACCCUAUUUACAACCUAUAUGCAAUCUCGUGCCAUUCAGGAAUUAUGGGAGGGGGUCAUUAUGUCACUUAUGCCAAAAACCCAAACAACAAGUGGUACUGCUACAAUGACAGCAGCUGCAAGGAGCUGCAUCCCGAUGAGAUCGACACCGACUCUGCCUACAUUCUCUUCUACGAGCAGCAGGGGGUAGACUAUGCACAAUUUCUGCCAAAGAUAGACGGCAAGAAGAUGGCAGACACGAGCAGCAUGGAUGAGGAUUUUGAGUCAGAUUACAAGAAGUACUGUGUCUUGCAGUGAGCUGAGGCUCUUCCCUGGAUGGUGUUGAGAACCUGAGGGAAAAUAUCCUGCCCCUGACACCUGGUGAACACGUUACUGAAACAGAUAACCCAAGUGUAGUUGUUGUCCCCCCAUGAUCUGAAAGCACAAACAGGAAACCCCUAAUUAAAUAACAGUUAAUAUGAAGAUAGUAGUUUUAAUUUUGUUCUGUUAUCUCACUACAUGCUCUAAACAUUUCUGAUGUUAGACAUCAGGCUGAGACUGCCAUUGGCCUUUAAAUCAAAUGGUUUGAGAAAAGCCAACUAGGACCAAAUAAGAGCUAAAUUAAAUAGUCCAGAUAAGAGCUAAACAAAGUAGUGUAGAGUUUACCAACUGUUCUAACAACCCCCAACAGCUCUCUUUAGGUUUAAGAUGAUGGGGGGGGGGGAAAUGUUGUAGUGUUGUCCAUGGACAACAUGAUAUUGCUACCUCCUUUUUCCUGCAGUUUUAUUGCAUUUUAUUGGCAAAACAGGGAAAGCAUGAGAAUGAGAAGUGCACAAACGUGAGGAAUUCUCCUGGAGAGCGAGAGACGUUUCCAGUUUUGCCGCCACUACUGUGUGUCAGUUGCUUUCUUUCCGUGUGUUGGGAGCACAACCAAAUCCUAGUUUGAGAAGAGGUUAACUUCUUAACACUCGAAUGGUUUAUUGAGUUUGUGUUUUUCCCCACGUGUUGGCUGUGCAGAUCAACAUGUUUCAGGAAUGGCUUUUCUGCCUGAGGAGUCGCUGUCUCGAGGAGAAGCUCCGGGUCGAAGAGAGUCAGUUGUGAUUGCACUAACGGUGUCUUAAGACGUGCACAUUGCACAGAAGCGUUCCCAACUUUUGGAAGGAGAGAUGCUUGAGCUUUUGUUUCAUGGCUGGUGUUGGUUGUUUCUUAACUUUGCACUUUGAAAACCGUGCUUUGCUUUUGUUGUUGUAAGGGCUCUGGAGUGAAUGGCUGUGAAUUAUCCACUGUGUAUUUCAAACGGGAAGCUGUGGCGGUCAGGUAGCUGUCGUAGCAUUCAUGGGAGAAGUUUGUUUGGUUUGAUUAUUUUUUUUCACCUAUUCAUGAUUUUAAGGAGUUUGUUUUCCAAAUCUGGUUGCCUUUUUGAAUGUUGUUUUUUUAUGUGUGUGUGGUUUUUUGUUUGGUUUGUUUUGUUUUUGCAUCUACUUGGCAAUUCAAGCAGAAUUGCUUUCUGUGCCCUUGCAACAGGUUCUUUAAAAGUCAGCAGGCUUCUUGCAUGAAGGAAAAGCUGGGCUGAGGCUUAGCAGAGCCUGACAGAAAAAGGUGGUGGUUUUUUUGAGUAAGCAUUUCUUUCAGCAUUUUCAGUGUUAAAUGGUUUGCAUAUCUGAAUCAAGAGAGAAGUUUCACUCUUGGCCUUUUGUUCUUCAGCUGAGUCAAAGCAGCUUUACUAAUUUUGUCCUGUGUCAUCUUCCAAAUUCUUUAGAUUUUCUAUCUUCACUAACAAAGUUGAUAUUUAACAUGGGUGAUGCCUGAAACAGAUCUUUGGAUUCGUUUUAAUGUGUUUUACAAGAAUGCCAAACCUACCAGUAAGCUCCCUUUCCAGAGAGAUCUCAGUUUUAACCAGUGAAGAAAUUCUCUCGGCUGAUCUUGUUGUCUUUACUCAGGCAAAAUCCUCCCUGCCUCUGCUGGAGGUUGUGCCUCUCUGAGGCCUGCAGGUCAGCUUCCAAAAUAAGUAUUGUCUCACUUGUCAAGUGGUGCUCCCUAUCCCAGCCAGUCUUUAAAGUGGUCUAAAUCUUGAGACUGAAGAAAAGCAAACAUGAAUUUCUAGACUAGAAGCUUUUUCAACACCCAUUUGUCUACUCCUUCCCCUGCCAACUCCAUGGAAAAGUGAAAGAUUUUUUUCAACUGUUUUCCUUUCAGAUGUUUUAUUUAAAGCAGGUAGCACAAUCUACUAAUGUUAUUUGAUCUUCUGUGUUUGUUACAUGGGUUGUAAUUAAUUUUCUUUCUUCUUUUUUUUUUAAUAAUGAAAUAAAUUAAUGAAUUAGCAGUAAAUUUAUUAAGUUAACUAUUAACUAUGUUCACUUUGUAAAUUAUUGUACAAAACCUAUUGACGAUGCACUGACUUUAGAAAAGAUGUUCAUGUACAUAAAUACCUUGUAAAUAAAAUAGUGUUGAUGUACUGCAAUAUGAGCUGUAUUAAAAAACAAAACAAAAAAGGUAUUGGUAAUUGUAUAUGGAGUGAACCUGUUUAUCUGUAACUAUAUUAUUCAAACAAAUUAAAUACUGUGGAUGCAGACAAA
Pogoniulus pusillus (Red-fronted tinkerbird) is the source of this 7192-nucleotide messenger RNA. It is a transcript of the gene USP32, whose product is annotated as ubiquitin specific peptidase 32. Gene Ontology annotation, biological process: protein deubiquitination. NCBI's taxonomy places the organism in Eukaryota, Metazoa, Chordata, Aves, Piciformes, Lybiidae. Gene Ontology annotation, cellular component: Golgi apparatus. The record is from RefSeq and is a predicted model, not a curated record. The coding region runs from base 72 to 4934 and encodes 1620 amino acids. The transcript has 34 exons. Gene Ontology annotation, molecular function: calcium ion binding; cysteine-type deubiquitinase activity.